Molecule: messenger RNA, 1316 nt
Organism: Mus caroli (Ryukyu mouse)
Lineage: Eukaryota; Metazoa; Chordata; Mammalia; Rodentia; Muridae
Source: RefSeq, a predicted model, not a curated record
CCGGGGCCUGCCAUGUCCCAUCCUCCAUCUUCCCUACGCCACCAGCAUCCCUUUUUGAAGGCCCAGGAAGAGGGAGAAGAGGAGGAUAAAUAUGAGCUGCCCCCCUGUGAGGUUCUGCCCGUCAGUCUGGCCCCUGCACAGUCUCUUGGCUCUAAAGACGACUCCUUGUAUCUGGAUCGUUCUGGGCCCCUGGAUCCAUCCAAGCCACCACUGGCCCCGCCUCAGUCUAACAUGGCCAGAGGACUCCCCAUAAACCCUUCUUUCCCAACCCGUCCUACCUCUGGCUACCAUUUCCCGCUGAAGACAGCAAUGAACCUGCAGCCUGCAAAGCAGGGACCUGUUUUUGGAAGGCAAGGGCGAGGUACAUCUGCUAGAAUGGUAACAAAGAAACCAGAUGAGGACAUCUACCUGGAGUGUGAGCCGGAUCCAGUUCCAGUCUUGACUAGGUCUCUAAGCUCCAAAGCCCUGAUACCUCCAGUUCCUCUACCAAGAACAUCUGGAUUGCCCAAGUCAGUGGCUGGUCACCAGGAGGCUCGGAAUGGAGCUAUGGAUGGAGCGUUGAAAGGGUCUGUGCUAACUCGAGAAGCUGCCAGUAUGUGUCCCAAGAUCAGUUGUCACGUGGAGAUCAGGCAAGGCCUGUCUGCAGGAAGGAGGCUGUCUGCUUCCUCCAUAGCCCCUGCUCUGAGUAGCUCUGCUGCUGAGAAUGGUAGUCUGCUGGGUCAGCCUUGGUACUCCGGAAACUGUGACCGUCAGUCUGUUGAGAGAGCCCUGCUUCACUUCCAAAAGGAUGGGGCCUACACGGUGCGCCUCAGCUCUGGGCCUCACAGGUCCCAGCCCUUCACUUUAGCAGUACUCCUCAGAGGCCGCGUCUUCAACAUUCCCAUCAGGCAACUGGAUGGCGGGCACCACUUUGCCCUGGGUCGGGAGGGCAGGAAUCAUGAGGAGCUCUUCUCCUCGGUGGCCGCCAUGGUUCAGCAUUACACGAAGCACCCCCUGCCCCUUGUGGACAGACACAGCGGCAACCGGACACUCACCUACCUGCGCUUCCCCACCAAGCCCUGAAGAAACAGCAGGGCACAGAUCCCCCUUGGGCAAGUGGUGUGUGCCCCAUUCACUUUCUCUCCCACUUUAGGCUGUUUCCUUUUCCCUGCCUUCCUCCACCCCAAAAGCUCCGCAGGUUCAAACUGAGAGGCAUGAAGAUGGCCACCUGGGAGGCUGGCUUCCUCAGAGACACUGCCUCUCUUUAGACUGACUUCUUGUGUGUGGUUUGCAUCUUCUGGGAGGAACUAGGUACCCAGCACACAGUAUACUUUCAA